UUGAAUUUAUUCACUACCAUGCCUUUUUGUCUAUCAAACAUAAAUAUGUUAAAUGCAUUAUUUAAAUCAUAUACUUUAAUAGUUUUCGUAGCAAUCACUCACGCAAGAAUUUCAAAUCGUCUGUUUACAUGCAACAAUGGUAACAAGAUUUAUGACUAUUUCGCUUGUGAUGAAAUACCUGAUUGUGAGGAUGGUAGUGACGAAGACGUUAAUAACUGUAAUAUGCACUUGUGUGAUGGUGAAUUCUCAUGUGAUUCUGGAAAAUGUAUCCCAGAUUUAUGGGUAUGUGAUGGAAUAAAUCAUUGUAGUAAAGGUGAAGAUGAACACCAAAAUAUGUGUAAUACUCGUGUGUGUGACGACAGCACAUUAUUUAGGUGCAGUUCUGGUAAAUGUAUUCCAAAAAAUUGGAUAUGUAAUACAAUUUUAGAUUGUCCUAAUGGGAAUGAUGAAAACGAAUUUUUAUGUAACAAUCGAACCUGUUCGGUGGAUGAAUUUAAAUGCAAGUCUGGUCAAUGUAUUUCAGAAAAUAUUGUUUGUGAUGUGCGUAAUGAUUGUUUUGAUGGCAGUGAUGAAAACAAAGCGAUGUGUGAUGCACGACAAUGUUUUAACGAAGAAUUUAGAUGUGAUUCGGGUAAAUGUAUUGAAAAAAAUAAGGUUUGCGAUGGAUAUAUAAAUGAUUGUGUUGGUGGUGAAGAUGAAAGUGAAAAAAUAUGCCAAGAAAAAGUAUGUGAAAAUAAUGAGUUUACUUGUAAAUCUGGUGUAUGUCUCAAAUUUUAUUGGGUGUGUGAUGGAAGGAAAGACUGUUCUGAUGGAGCAGAUGAAAAUGCAGAAAUGUGUAAAAAUCACACAUGUUCAGAUGACCAAUAUAGAUGUAGUUCUGGAAGAUGUAUUGAAUUUUAUUGGGUUUGUGAUGGUAGAAGUCAUUGUAUUAAUAACGCUGAUGAAGACUUAGACAUGUGUAGGACGCAUAAUUGUUCUGAAGAUCAAUUUAGAUGUUCAUCUGGAAAGUGUCUGGCAUUUUACUGGGUAUGUGAUGGAAACAAUGAUUGUCCUAACAAAGAAGACGAAGACGUACAUAUGUGUAAGGUGCAUGAAUGCGAUCCAGAUCAAUUCAGAUGUGAUAGUGGUAAAUGUUUAAAUCAAGACUGGGUGUGUGAUGGGAUAGCUGAUUGCCCCGAUAAAAAAGAUGAAGACGUAGAAAUGUGCCAAAAACACGUUUAAUAUAAUUUUAUUUUAUCACUUUUAAGAGGAAUUUUCUACAGUCCUGCGCUAUAUUUCCCAACAAAAAUGAACAUUAUUCCUGUUGCGAUUUAUCUAAUAAAGCUAUUUAUCCUCUCCUACAACAAAAUCAAAAAAGUUGAAAACGUGCUCCACACACGCGCAGGAAACGUGUCGUAAACACUGUGCGACGCAGGCUGACGUCGGAGCAGUACUGCGUUGCCCUAACUCAUUCUACACUCAUCCAUUGUAACCGGUAGAUCACAAAAAUCAGCGGUGCAUUCAGACCCAGUUCAAACUUUUACAUACACAUAGGCAAACCUAAUUUUUUCCGCCCCUUACA
This is a messenger RNA of Sipha flava (yellow sugarcane aphid), 1561 nucleotides long. RefSeq names its product very low-density lipoprotein receptor-like. Gene Ontology annotation, cellular component: plasma membrane. Gene Ontology annotation, molecular function: protein binding. The transcript has 11 exons. The record is from RefSeq and is a predicted model, not a curated record. NCBI's taxonomy places the organism in Eukaryota, Metazoa, Arthropoda, Insecta, Hemiptera, Aphididae. The coding region runs from base 19 to 1221 and encodes 400 amino acids.